UCCACUGCUCCAGAAGAAUUCAAAACGAAAUGGUUCUCCGUAAAUCAAAACCCCAGAUCAGCGUGUCUCAGCCUUCCUUUCUCGGAUCGCCAAUUUUAUUCGAUGAAGAUGAUGAUUUCCAGAUCGCUCCUUUCACCCAGACAUCGCAGAGAAAACCCCUCAGGCCUUCCAACAAUGGCACCCCCCAACCCCCACUAAAGAAACCCAAACGUUCUGUCAAUCCCGGAAAGGAAAACCUGGAUCCCGGCUCGGCUUUCAGUCAGAAAAGCAAAAUCCAUGACUCAUUGGAGAAUCAAAGCCACUGCGGGAAGCAGAGUCCUGGGUUGGAUGAUUUGGAUGCUGAAAAUUUCAGCUUGGAUUUUAUAGAGUCAAGCAUCGCUUGUACCCAUAAGGUUCAUGAGUCACAUUCCUUGUCAGUAGAGAGUAUUAACAAGUAUGAUAAGGAAGAGGGUUUGUUGAAAGUCAACGAGGGUUAUCUCUGCAAUUCGGGUGAAGCUAGGUUAAUGGGCUCGAGGAUGGAUACCGGGUUCGAUUUUGCAGCCAAUGGGGUGUCGAGAGAGGAUGGCGAGUUGGAGGAAAAUACCGAGCUUGGCGUGUUGCUCAAGCUGUGUUCUGAGGUGGAAGAAAGGGCGGGUGAAUUCCGCGACGGAGGUUUGAUUCAGUGUCCGCUGUGUGGGCUCGAUAUUUCUGCUAUAUGCGAAGAGCAGAGGCAGAUUCAUACCAAUAAUUGUCUUGAUGCAGAAGAGAAACAAGCUAACGAGCAAGUUGUUUCUUCCAAUGGCCGUGGGGCAUCUCAUUUUUCAGAAGACCUCGAUUCUAUUCUGUCUCCACAGAAAGCUGUUGACACCUUUCCUGUUCUUAAAUGGCUGAGAAAUAUUGGUUUAGCAAGAUAUGAAGGUGCUUUUGUCCGUGAAGAGAUUGACUGGGACACGUUACAGUGGCUGACGGAAGAGAAUUGGUAUGGAUAA
This is a messenger RNA of Carica papaya (papaya), 968 nucleotides long. The record is from RefSeq and is a predicted model, not a curated record. Lineage: Eukaryota; Viridiplantae; Streptophyta; Magnoliopsida; Brassicales; Caricaceae.